AGCGAUUGGCGGCGCUCGGGCUUUUGCUUUUCGUAGCUUUUCUUUUCUCAUUAACAAGACCACACAACAUCAUAAACAAAGCAAUUUAUUAGUUUUGACUUUUGUAAAAAAAAAUGACUCCCUUCUAUUGCGAUGCUGGACAUCAACUCGACCGAAUACUCGUCCUCAUGUGCUGAGCAAAGUCCCGUUGUUUUUUCGCUGAACGGGAGCAAUUUGGUUCAAAAACCGACCAACCGGUGCAGUGCCACCGUGUUUCCCAGCCCGCUGAAGCGGAACAAGAAAUACUUUCUCUACCUCGCCAUGAGCGGUUUGUGUGCGCUCUUUUCCGUCGUGUGCGCGGUGGUUUUUUUCUGCCUCGGGGGAACCACGGGUGCGACGGUACUGCCCGUGCGCAACUUCUCUGGCACUCCCUCACCAGCGGGCGCGGGAGCUUCACCCGACAACGACUUCGAACUGCUUCCCGACAGCGCGGAGCAGAUGGUGCCCCUCGCGAAUCCGAAGGGCUGGUGGUGGCUGAAGGACUUGCAGUUGCAGAAGGAUCAUGACCAUGACACGGUUUCUGAUGACGGGGACCGUAGCACACAACCCCCGGCGUCCCCAAGUGGACAGUGGUCCCCGAGAAGGGACGCGGGGUCGCCUAUCGCAACUGGUGGGGUCGUUGAAGGCGCAGCGUCGGCAGGAGGAAAGCGCGAAGGUGCAGAAGCGGUGCGGCGAGGACUCCCAGCUCGCGGGUGGAUCGACGACCUGGUCGCCGCGGCAACGGCACAGGAGGAGAAAGAGAAAGCACAAGAUGACGACGUCGGACAGCGUCUAGUUUCGAACGACGUAGAAAUGGGGCAGGAGGAAAUCGCGAAAGCGAACGCCUCAUGGCCGCAGGCGGCGACACCUCCCAGGCAGCAAACUAUGGGCAUGGGGAAAGGUAGUGCAGCGAACGAUGGUGCGCAAAUGGUGAAAAGCAGGCCGAAAGAUAUAGUACAUGUGCACCGAAAUAAAGCGGAAGACGAAGACAUGUUGCCCUCGCCAGACGUCAUGUUGUCGCGUCGUCCCGCGGAGCAUGACUCUGAAGUGGUAUCCGAGGGUCAACAUCAUGCGGGCGAAAAGAAAUCCGAAGCAGCAGCUGCAUUCUCAUCGCUUCCGUCACAGCAGGAAGAUGCAGAGCCCGCCGAGAGUUUCCUGCUGGAACAGAGCAGCACUUCGCUUUUGGACUUGGCGCAAGGGCACUCCGCUGCGGCCGAGGGGCCAGAGGGAGUGCCAGUUGCAAUAGAAAAAGACGCGUCGGAUAUUAGUCCGAGUUCAAGCGCAAUCCGCUCCGACACCAGUCGUGCAUCAUUUCCACCAGUUCUAGCAGACCAAUACGAGUGGCACGAUUGCAGCGCGGAAGAAGAUUUAGCCGCGUGCUUCGCGGAGAAAGUCCGAGUGCAAGGCGCAGAAGGAGGAGAGCAGGAGGCGCAGGAAUGGAGCCUUCCAGAGGAUAGCGACGGAAUAAACAGCACGACGAAUGAUCCGGCAACAUUAAGAGGGAGCGAUCGUUCAGCUGGAGCAGGUGGCUCCGACUUAACAACUCCUCCGACUCUCCCGUUCCAGCUGCUGACUGAGACCGACUGCGACGGGUCGUCCCCUCCGAGGCAGACGUCUUUUAGCUCGAUGGAAACGAAGUCCGCAGCGAUUCGUGUGGACGAGGGGCAAGGAAACAAUUGUGAUACUACAACGGAUAGUACAUCAGAAGUUCCGGAAGAGUUUUUCCCGGGUCUUCGCACCACGAGCGCGGUCGGUGCGACCCAGACCAAUGGGACGGAGGAAAAGUAUCACACCACGAAUACAAAGGAAAGCAGCUCCCUGGUCGCAAACCGAACCACAAACGCUUCCUCGACCGCUACGUCCGAGCCGUCGGCGACGAAAACGACCCAGCGGAGCACCGACGUCAGCCCUACCCGCGUUCCGCCUGAGCAAAGAGAGCAAACGCUGGAAGUGAGGAUGAGUCAUCCGGGACUGCCACCUGCAAACCAGCCCCAGAACCAGCUCGCACGCACGCCGGAACUUGUUAACGCAGCUCUGGAAAACAAGCCCCAGACGCUGCUGGACGAGGUCCGGCUGUUUCGGCUGAAACAGCUCUACUCGCCGCUGGACGACCCACUCACGACGACCGCGGAAAAAGCCAGUUUGCACCGCCGCUGGCUGGCGAAAGCGAUCUUGGCGCGGAAAGUGUUCGGCCCGCAACUGGCACUGCAGCUGAUGCCGCGGAGCCGGCGGAACAGUUUGCUGACGCGAGUACGCAACGGGUCUUUCGCUACCUUCCCCUCGGAAGAAAUCGGUAAGGUGUACACCAGAUUGAUGGAAAGCGUGGUUUGGCAGCGAUCGAUCAACGAUAAGCCUGACAAGUCCCUGUCGGAGGAGGAAGUGCGGAUCAAAAAGGAUAUCCACCUACUGGAACUCGACAUCUUGCGCACCCACCUGUUGCAGAUCAAGAGAAGUGAAAAUUCUUCCGCAUCUACUUGCCGUGGUCCCACUUCUACUGCUGGAAGUGCCUCUGCUACAGACACUAAACCAGCAGAAGGCACUGCAACGUCGUGUACAGGAACCACGUCGUCCAGUAGCUCGGUCAGUACAACCACUUCUGACGAAUCUUCGAAAAAAAGCACCUCGUCCCACCUGUUCCACCUGACGGAACGGGAGCAGACUAUCAUCCGCGACGUGCUCAGCGCCUACAUGUUUCUCCCCGCGGCCACGUCGGUGCCGUACACGCAGGGCAUGACGUUUCUCCUGCACGAGCUGGUUUUGUCCAUCAGUUUCGUCGAGGAGGAGGCGUAUUUUUGGCUGCUCCUUUACUUCCUGCACUCGAAGAAAUUGACCCGGGCGGGAGACAGCGGGCAGUAUUUGGUGGACCAAAAAUGGCUAUUGGCGGACGAGAUUGUGGAGGACCAUAGCGAAAGAAGCCCGAAAAUUCGAGGAACUGCACCUUUAGCGGAGCACGACUUCCUGCUCGUGGACGACUCGUCUUCGAGUCAAGGGUCUUCGGCCAAUGGUGCGGUUGCCGUUCACUCGUCCUCCAGUGGGACCAACACCGUCGGGCUGCACAUGCGAUUUUUGUUCACGGUGCCGUUUGACUACUCCCGAAAGAUGUUCUUCGCCAGCCUCGUGCACGCCUUUCCGAGCCGUGAGUUGGUCAAGGGGGAGAACGCCGAUCUGCUUGGCGUCGCGAACGGUGCCAGUGACAAGAUCUUCCAGCGUAGUGCUGUAGUCGACCAAGAAGAUUUCCUUCCGGCCGCAGAUCCGCCGCGUCUUCCCGUGCACGACAAAAUCGCGAGCUUUGUCCAAAGCACGAGCCUGCCGGCCUCGAUGGAGGAGGUGAAACGGCUGCAGCGCGGAGAGCGAGCCAGUCGCUCGACCGAGAACUUUGCAGGAAGUAAAGGAGUGCCGCUGCCCAGAUCUUCGAAUGCCAGCAUCCGUAAGAUAUCUCCGGCGGAUACUAACAGUCUCGAUCCCCGCCUCAGCCGCAGCCAAAUGCAGGCGCUCGUGGACCAGCGGGUGAGAAUUUUUCCGCGUCACCGAAUCUUCGUCGACCUUGUCCACACCGCGGCGAGCUACUGGAAUGUCGGGGUCCUGGGCGACGAGUUGGACCUCGAGAAAACGAUGGUGUCGGAGCAGCUCACCGUGGUCUUGUCCAAAAUUUUUUUCGCACAGUUCACGCAGCUUCUUCCGGCGCCGGUAGUGCGGCUGAUCUUCGACGAGUCUCUGCGGGAAAACGCGUACGAGCCCAGUUUCGUCGCGGCCACCAUGGCAGUAUUCGAUUUGAUCUACGCGAAGUGGGUGUUUCCGGACAAGGGAGGCAGAAUUGACCACGGACAGAAUGGUUUCUCUUAUGCACAAAAUGGGUAUCCUCGUGGCAGCGCGGCAGAGGACCAAAUCAGCUUCUUCCCGGAGGAAAACCAGCUUCGCAGCGAUGAUCCUGAUCUGCUUGCUCUCUCUAUGCAGGAGCAACUGAAUCUCGAUUCCGUGACCAACCAGGAGCUCCGGGAGGAGCUGCAGGGCAUUUUCCGCGACCCCUACGCCUACCUGAGUGACAUCCCGUUUGCGACCUGGCGGUUUGCGUUCUUCCGCGCCCGCGCGACCGUGGGCAACGAGAUUGUGGAUAGUGCCGGCUUUAUGGACCGGUUCAAGAAUCCGCCCAUGCGGUUUGUGGACUCGGUCGCGACGGGGCUGGACAUUGACCGAAUGUUGAGGAGCCAAGGCACCCGGGGUGGAGGCGACAGUCCGACGUCCGCCGCACAACAGGCGGCCAGCGGGAUCGUGUCCGCUGGAAAGAACAUAUUCCGGUCUAUGGAUCGGUUUGCCUCCUCGAUCGGAGGUUUGUUGCAUCAACCUUAAAGUCCUGCCUGAUUCAGGAGCGUUCGUGUACUUUAGUUCGAUUUUGAUUCACCAACAUUUUUCUACGCACUUCUUGUUUGCGAAUGUCCCUGACCAUUACUCGUAGAAUGUUGAAACGUACUUAAGAGUUGAAUUCAGAUGACGGUGUACCAAAAUUUUGGUACUAUGGGAAUACAGAAAUUAAGUUUUGGAACUGUAAAGUGGAAUUGCGACCGAUGCGAUAAGAAGUGAUAGACGGAAAAGAAC
Messenger RNA from Amoebophrya sp. A120, 4611 nucleotides. The record is from the annotation of a GenBank genome assembly. Lineage: Eukaryota; Dinophyceae; Syndiniales; Amoebophryaceae.